Messenger RNA from Thlaspi arvense, 471 nucleotides. The record is from the annotation of a GenBank genome assembly. Lineage: Eukaryota; Viridiplantae; Streptophyta; Magnoliopsida; Brassicales; Brassicaceae.
AUGCCUGUGCCAGAUCCACGGGCGGGACAGGCAUUCAUCUGUCUCAUUACCUUAUUCCUGUUCCUAUCAAUCGCUGUCGGAGGCGGUUGUCUAAUUGCAUACACAGUCCUUCCUUACCCACCGAUUUGGCUCUCUUACCUCGGCAUUUUCUUUGUUUGUCUCCCUUGGUUGUUUUGGAUCCUGACCUUUGGAUACCGCAUUGUUUCACGCACGUUUGGAUUUAGGAUGGUCAUUGGGUCCGGUGGUAAUAAUAACAACGCGACUGGAGAGGACAUGCCACGCGAUCUUGACCCUCCUGAUCAAUCUUUAGAGCCUCAUGAUGAUGAUCCCGAGGCAGUAGCUCACCCACAAGGCCAAGUUCUAGUGUCGAAUGAUGGGAAUCAAUCCAAGAAACGAACGUCAACCUCCAGCAAUUCUACUGUCGGUUCGCAUGAAAGUGAGAUGCCACUAGCCAUUUCUAUGGGCUCAUGA